Molecule: messenger RNA, 2618 nt
Organism: Puma concolor (puma)
Lineage: Eukaryota; Metazoa; Chordata; Mammalia; Carnivora; Felidae
Gene: ESF1
Product: ESF1 nucleolar pre-rRNA processing protein
Biological process (GO): rRNA processing
Cellular component (GO): nucleus
Molecular function (GO): RNA binding
Source: RefSeq, a predicted model, not a curated record
GCAUGUGAGACGCGACGAGUGUUUGAUUUCUUCAAAGCAUUUGUCCAGUCAGACAUUUAAAAAUGGCAUCCAAAGAAGAAAUAAUGAGUGACCAGCGGUUUAGGAGGGUUACAAAGGACCCAAGAUUUUGGGAAAUGCCAGAAAAGGAUCGAAAAGUCAAAAUUGACAAGAGAUUUCGAGCAAUGUUUCAUGACAAAAGGUUCAAGUUGAAUUAUGCUGUGGAUAAAAGAGGACGCCCCAUCAACCACAGCACUACAGAGGACUUGAAGCGUUUUUAUGACCUUUCAGAUUCUGAUUCAGAUCUAUCUUAUGAAGAUGAUAAAGCAUUGAACCAAAAGAAAAGGAAGAAGAAAAAACCCCAGACUAACAACAAAAUAGAAUCAAAAAAUCUAGAUGAAGAGAAAAAGAGAGAAAGCAAAAAAAAUAAUCAAAAGGAUUCUGGAGAUAAAAAUGAUUUGGAUAACUCUGACAGAAUUCAGAAAAUGGAAGAGUCAUGCAAAUCUAAGAAGGUAGAUUCAAAAAUAAGUUCUAAGAAAAACAGAGAAGAAUUUACACAGAAAAGUACAACAGGGAAAAAAAACGUUGUUCAACAUAGUACAGAGUCAUGUCCCAAAGGAAAAGUAGACUUGGGCGUCUCUGAAAUUGUGAAAUCUCCCAAGCUCAAGUACUCUAAGACAAGAAGAGAAAUGCUAUCAGUGGUUUCACUAAUGGCAAGAGACAGUGAUGGUUUUGAAAACUCGACAGGUGGUAAGAGGUUUGACAAAGAUGCUCUGGAGGAAGAUUCAGAAAGUGCUAGUGAAAUAGGUGAUGAAGAAUCUGAAGAUGAAAUUACAGGCAUUAGUAGAAGUUCAACUGAUGAUGAUGAUGAUGAUGAUGAUGUUGAUGGAAAUGAAAAUGAUGAGGAGGAGGAUGAAGAUGAGGAGAGUGAGAAUGAUGAUGAAAGUGACAGUGGUCCUGAUCUUGCAAGGGGUAAAGGAAAUAUAGAAACUAGUUCUGAAGAUGAAGAAGAUAUGGCAGAUUUACUGCCAGAGGACUCUGGUUUUGAGCAUGCUUGGAGAGAAUUAGAUAAAGAUGCUCCUCGGGCUGAUGAGAUUACACGUCGAUUAGCUGUUUGCAACAUGGACUGGGACAGAUUAAAGGCAAAAGAUUUGCUGGCUUUGUUUAAUUCAUUUAAACCUAAAGGAGGUGUUAUAUUUUCUGUAAAGAUAUAUCCUUCAGAAUUUGGAAAGGAGAGGAUGAAGGAAGAGCAAGUUCAAGGACCAGUAGAGUUAUUAAGUAUACCUGAAGAUGCCCCUGAAAAGGACUGGACUUCUAGAGAAAAACUGAGAGAUUAUCAAUUCAAACGACUCAAGUACUAUUAUGCAGUAGUAGACUGUGAUUCCCCUGAAACAGCUGGCAAAAUUUAUGAGGAUUGUGACGGCCUGGAAUUUGAAAGUAGUUGUUCAUUCAUAGAUCUAAGGUUUAUACCAGAUGAUAUUACCUUUGAUGAUGAGCCCAAGGACAUAGCCUCAGAAGUGGAUUUAACAGCAUAUAAACCAAAAUAUUUCACAUCUGCUGCGAUGGGAACCUCAACGGUGGAAAUCACUUGGGAUGAGACUGAUCAUGAAAGAAUUACAACACUCAACAGGAAGUUUAAAAAGGAAGAGCUUUUGGACAUGGAUUUUCAAGCUUACUUAGCUUCCUCUAGUGAAGAUGAAGAGGAGAUAGAAGAGGAGCUACAAGGUGAUGCUAAAGUCAAUAUGGAAGAAGAUGGGAAAACAAAGAAAAGUCAGAAGGAUGAUGAAGAACAAAUUGCUAAAUACAAACAGCUCUUGCAAGUUAUUCAAGAAAAAGAAAAGAAAGGCAAAGAAAAUGAUAUGGAAAUGGAAAUUAAGUGGGUUCCAGGUCUGAAAGAAAGUGCAGAAGAGAUGGUGAGAAACAAAUUGGAAGGAAAAGAUAAACUGACCCCUUGGGAACAAUUUUUAGAGAAAAAGAAAGAGAAGAAAAGACUGAAAAAGAAACAAAAGGCUCUUGCUGAAGAGGUCAGUGAAGAUGAACUUCCCUCUGAUGUUGAUCUGAAUGACCCAUACUUUGCCGAAGAAAUUACAAAAAUAGGUAUAAAAGAAAAGAAAAAAUCAGUGAAAUCUACAAAAGAUGGCAUAUCUCCAGUGGAAGAAGCUGAAAUAGAAAGACAAAAGGCUGAAAUGGCUCUGCUCAUGAUGGACGAGGAGGAAGAGAGCAAGAAACACUUCAAUUAUAAUAAGAUUGUAGAGCACCAGAAUCUAAGCAAAAAGAAGAAAAAACUGCUGAUGAAAAAGAAGGAAUUAUUAGAGGAUGACUUUGAGGUAAAUGUUAAGGAUGCACGGUUUCAGGCAAUGUAUACUUCCCACUUGUUCAAUUUGGAUCCUUCAGAUCCUAAUUUCAAGAAAACAAAAGCUAUGGAAAAAAUCCUUGAGGAGAAAGCCCGGCAGAGAGAACAGAAAGAACAAGAACUUACUCAGGCAAUAAAGAAAAAAGAGAGUGAAAUACAAAAGGAAUCACAAAAGAGGUCCAUUGAUCCUGCCUUGUCAAUGUUGAUUAAAUCUGUAAAAAACAAAACAGAGCAGUUUCAAGCAAGAAAAAAACAAAAAGUCAAAUAG